AUGAUCAAAUUGGACGUUUUCAAGUUGGCCAAAAUGGGGCCGAGUAAAGGGAAGGGCCCACUCAUCGCAAAGUACGCCCCCAUUGGGUUUAAGAAAGGAUUCGGAGCUAUCGGACUUGGAAGGCACACCAAAAAGGGCUUCUUCAUUAUUAACAAAAUGUUGGUGCCCAACUUUCGCGUCCCAGAUCUGAGUGAUUGCAACCUCAAACCAUAUGUCUCGAGGAAAACGCCACUCAUCGUCAUGAAGAAGCAGUUGGGCCCCCGCCUAAAAAUCCUCAACUGA
Messenger RNA from Plasmodium knowlesi strain H, 282 nucleotides. Its product is annotated as ribosomal protein L41, mitochondrial, putative. Bases 1 to 282 code for a protein of 93 amino acids. Gene Ontology annotation, molecular function: structural constituent of ribosome. The transcript has 3 exons. The record is from RefSeq and is a predicted model, not a curated record. Gene Ontology annotation, cellular component: mitochondrial large ribosomal subunit. Gene Ontology annotation, biological process: translation. Lineage: Eukaryota; Apicomplexa; Aconoidasida; Haemosporida; Plasmodiidae.